CUCACCGCCGCCAAAGCCCGCCUGAAAUCCCAGACAAGGGGCCUUCCUCGCCAGUAUCGAGCAGUGAUUCCCAGGGGAGGGGGGCAGUAUCCCCCAAUUUGUCUGGAAGAACGUAGAAGUAGCCGGACAUUGGCUGCUUGUAAUUCAGUGUUUUUCCUCUUCAAGUGAACUGUCAGCAUCAAACUUGCAGCGAUGGACAGAAAGCGUCCAGGGAUGACCUCAGGGGCACGGAUGCCCCAUCAAGGAGCUCCCAUGGGGCCUCCUGGACCUCCAUAUGGAGGAACACCACUGAUUCGGCCAGGGGUGUCCAACCCAGCCCUAGACCCUAACAGAAAACGGCCUGUCCCGACCCAGCCUGUGCAACCUUCCCCCAUCCAAUACCGUACCAGAAAGAAACCACUUGGAUUUCCAGCAACAAGAGAGAUAUCUGCAAGACAGAUGGAGAUGAGAGAAGCCCAGUCAGAUCCUCCAAAUGGAUCCAAUGCCAAGAAAAGAAAAAUGGCAGACAAGAUUCUCCCUCAGAGGAUCCAUGAACUGGUGCCAGAGUCCCAGGCUUACAUGGACCUCCUGGCUUUUGAAUGCAAACUGGACCAAACUAUUAUGAGAAAGAGGGUGGAUAUCCAGGAAGCCCUCAAAAGACCAAUGAAGCAAAAGCGAAAGCUUCGACUGCACAUUUCAAACACAUUCAAUCCUGCUAAACCUGACGCAGAGGACUCCGAGGGCAGCAUUGCAUCCUGGGAGCUGCGUGUAGAGGGCAAGUUGUUGGAUGAUCCUGGAAAACAAAAGAGGAAGUUUUCGUCUUUCUUUAAAAGCCUGGUUAUUGAGCUGGACAAGGAUCUGUAUGGCCCUGACAACCACUUAGUGGAGUGGCACCGCACACCUACAACCCAAGAGACAGAUGGCUUCCAGGUGAAAAGGCCUGGCGAUGUGAAUGUGUGCUGUACCCUGCUGCUCAUGCUGGAUUACCAGCCACCUCAGUUUAAGUUGGACCCUCGUCUUGCACGUCUCCUGGGCAUCCACACCCAAACACGCUCUUGCAUUGUCCAGGCAUUAUGGCAGUACGUCAAGACGAACAAGCUGCAGGACUCUCAUGAAAAGGAGUACAUUAACUGUGAUAAAUAUUUCCAGCAGAUCUUUGACGGUCCUCGUCUGAAAUUCUGUGAGAUCCCCCAGCGAUUAACCAACCUUCUUCUCCCACCAGAUCCUAUUGUGAUCAGUCAUGUUAUCAGUGUGGAUCCAAAUGACCUGAAGAAGACAGCGUGCUAUGACAUUGAUGUUGAAGUUGAUGAUCCUCUAAAGAGUCAAAUGAGUGGAUUCCUUCUGUCCACAGCCAAUCAGCAAGAGAUCGCCUCACUGGACAACAAGAUCCAUGAAACUAUUGAGUCCAUCAACCAAUUAAAGAUCCAAAGAGACUUCAUGCUCAGCUUCUCCAGGGACCCCAAGGGCUACAUUCAGGACUGGAUCUGCUCCCAGAACUGGGACCUUAAGUUGAUAACAGAUACAGUUGGGAACCCAGAGGAAGAGAGGAGAGUAGAGUUUUACAACCAGCCCUGGUCUCAGGAAGCCAUCAGCCGCUACUUCUAUUGCAAGAUUCAACAGCGAAGACAAGAACUUGAACAAGCUUUGGCUAUGCGAACCACCUAAAACAAUUCACAAUUUCAGAUAUUUCUUCAUGUUCUGCUUGCAAUUUUCCAGUCUUUUUUCUGCCUGUGAACUUGCACUGCAAAGGAGAUUAUAAAGUAAUGAACUGGAUUAAAGUCAGACGGAAACCUUCAUUUGCAAUAAGAGUAACAUCCAGGAGCGGACUGGUCAUCAGGAGAACCUGGACUUUCCCGAAGGGCUGGCCGCAAAACGGGGCCGAAUGGGCCACGAUAAACUGAAAUGCCCUUCCCCCUUUCUAUGUAAAAUCCCGGGGCAAUUUCUCUUCACAGUCUGCCCCUGGUGACAUUUGUCAUCAUUUUAUACACUAUAUAAAUGUGGUGAUACGACCAGCUCAAAAUCGCAACAUUACGACAGACAGAGACAAACAUGUCUGUUUGCCAAUUAGAAUUUAUUUAAUUGGUUAAACUAACACUAAUGAUUCAGGCUAUGAUAACACAUUCUGAUUUCUAAACAUAUGAAGUGCAUUAAUAUGGAUGUGUAUUGUAAAAUGUUUUUAGAGAAAAACCUAGCUUUACACACCAGGAAGGUUGGUGUGCUUAUUUUUUUUUCUCUUCAAGCAUGUUGCACGAGUAAAAUGAUUUUUCUUUUUUGAAAUGCCAAUAAAUUACUUCAUUUAAUUAAAUAUUCAAUCACAAGUGUUGACUGCAUUUGCAUACCGUGGCCUGAGGUGUGCUUGAUGCACAACUGUACAAAAGAGAUAAUACAGUACAUGGAGAACUAAAUCUAUUAUGAAAAGUCAAAGUGUACCAUUAAUAUUCAGAGACAUUGAAACUAGCUUUUUUUUC
Messenger RNA from Xyrauchen texanus (razorback sucker), 2447 nucleotides. RefSeq names its product SWI/SNF-related matrix-associated actin-dependent regulator of chromatin subfamily D member 3-like. Lineage: Eukaryota; Metazoa; Chordata; Actinopteri; Cypriniformes; Catostomidae. The transcript has 15 exons. The record is from RefSeq and is a predicted model, not a curated record. Gene Ontology annotation, biological process: regulation of transcription by RNA polymerase II. Bases 193 to 1644 code for a protein of 483 amino acids. Gene Ontology annotation, cellular component: SWI/SNF complex; nucleus.